Molecule: messenger RNA, 445 nt
Organism: Habropoda laboriosa
Lineage: Eukaryota; Metazoa; Arthropoda; Insecta; Hymenoptera; Apidae
Exons: 2
Coding region: 92-445 (117 amino acids)
Source: RefSeq, a predicted model, not a curated record
UGUGUUCACAAGUAAAAAUUUGUAAUGGUUAGAAGCAAUAAAUCGAAAAUAAGUGAACCAAAUAUCAUUAAUAGAAAACACGUGACAGAACAUGUCUACCACGCUCUCAAAUGAAGCCCAACUAGGCUAUGUAAUUGAGUGGUUUCAAGAAUGGUCUGAAAUGCAAAGAAGUGACUUUUUGGAUAUACUUUUGGAACAAUGUGGUCCAUCAGGUCUUGUCAAUGGAUUGGUAUCUAGAAUGGAAAGUUUAGGACAUGCUAACGAGCUUGACAGACCACCAAGUCUAUUUCAAUGUCGUGUUAAACUUUUUCGAGAAUGGAGUCAUAAUUGGUCUCAAGAAGAAAAGGAUUCAUUACUUUUAUCUAUUAAAAACACUGAUCCUGUAUUUGCAGAAAAAUAUGAAGAAAAAUUGUCAACCCUAGUAGGUGAAGAAGAAAAAGCAUAA